Molecule: messenger RNA, 979 nt
Organism: Haliotis rubra (blacklip abalone)
Lineage: Eukaryota; Metazoa; Mollusca; Gastropoda; Lepetellida; Haliotidae
Exons: 3
Coding region: 26-835 (269 amino acids)
Source: RefSeq, a predicted model, not a curated record
AUCACGAAUCGCUACCAAGUCAUCCAUGAAGACGCUUCCUGUAUGGAGACUUCCCGGAUACAUGACGUAUUGUGAAUCUCUCGUAUUGGCUGAUCUCUGUCGGGGUACUGUAUAUAACAGACCGCUGUGCGCAGAUCAUCAUACAACCCAGACACAGAGAGAACCUGACCGUCCUGCAGCCGCCAUGCAUCACCUACUACCUGCAACAUUAGCUGUGCUCUGUUGUUUCUCUCUCGUCACAGGAUAUGACCUAUUUGUCGACCUGACGUCAGGGACGACCCUCCAAAGCUGCAGUUCUCUGUCCUGGGCGACAUCCCUGUAUGGGUCAGGCACAUGCGGGAAGAAGGGCGUUCUCAAGUUGAGCUUUGGUGCUCCUGGGUCUGCCAACAGGAAGAACAAAGUUCUGAUUGACAUGUGGUUCAACAACCCAUCAGGCUGGGUGUUCAACAUCGGCGACUCACCCACCAAUAAUGGAUACGGUGGGGAUGGUGCCACCACAUCACGGGAUGCCGAAAUACAAGGAACCAGUUCUACAUUUCGUAUCUAUGGUAACGACCAGAAUAGUCCCGCAGGUGGGAUUCUCUUGACCCGUUCCAACAUCAUCACCAACCGUCUCAGCGUGAUCAUCGCCGACGGCCUCGUCAUCUGGAACAACUGGGGAUCAGAGUUCAACUAUUACCUCAACACGAACCUACUGUAUGCCUUGAAUGGACAGUCGGAUUCCGAGGGCGGCUCCCCCAAUUACGACAUCUACUUCGGCAUCAACCGAAGCAUCGGUUCCGGUGGUCGUGUGGGCACUGGUCUUUGUCAUGCCUAUGUUACGUGGCUCAGUUAAACAAUCUGGACAGCCUGAGAUCCAUAAGAGUGUGACUGAAGGUUUGAGACAAUUUGCCGAUCCCUGCUAUAAAGUGUUAUUUGCUAAUGCGACCACCAAAAGAUUGAGCUUCCAUUUACUGUCUUUGUUGAAAUAUGAUUUAGU